CACUCUGUUUUCUACCAAUCCGUUCGUUAGGCUUCUCUAUUUUUUCCUCUUCCCUUCACCUAUUUUUUUCUGUUUCAUUUACGGAUCGAUUCUGGCACUUCUCUCUCAUGUGAAUUUCGCCUGGGUUCGUAGAGAGAUACACGGUGGGAAUUUGCUUUCUUCUCUGGUUUUACUGAUCUGGGUAUGGAUCAAUUCAGGCAGAUCGGGAAGGUUUUAGGGAGCCUAAAGGCUCUCAUGGUAUUUCAAAAUGAUAUCCGGGUGAACAAGCACCAGUGCUGCUUGCUAUUUGAUAUCUUCAAUCUCACGUUCCAAGGUAUCGCAGAGGAGCUGAAGCAGAAUCUGAGAUUCGAAGAGAAACACAUCAAAUGGAAGGCCCUUGAGCACCCGUUGAGAGAACUUCACCGGGUUUUCAAAGAAGGGGAAGCCUAUGUUCAGCAGUGCAUGGACAACAAGGAUUGGCUUGCCAAGGUCAUCUGCCUUUCACAGAACACAGAUUGCUUGGAAUUCCACAUCCACAACCUGCUCUCCUGCAUCCCAAUCGUCAUUGAAGCCAUUGAAACUGCAGGAGAAAUCUCUGGGUGUGACCAUGAUGAGAUCCUGAAGAAGAGGGUCGUCUUGUCCAAGAAAUAUGAGAGGGAGUGGAUGGAUCCAAAACUCUUCCAGUGGAAUUUCGGUAAGCAUUACCUGGUUUCUCAAGAUAUAUGCAACAGAUUGGAUGCGGUUUGGAAGGAGGACAGGAGGCUUCUUCUGGAGACAAUGAGAGAGAAGAGAAGUUCUGGGUCAGGGUCUUUAGCCAAGCAAGAACAACGUCUCAUGGAGCUACUACAAAAGAACCUCGACCACAACAAGCCUUCUGAUGGGAAGCUCUUCCCAAGCUCAAUAUUGGUGAGUUCAAAGGAUUACCAGCUGAAGAGACGACUAGGGAGCGGGAGCCAAUUUAAGGAGGUUCAGUGGUUGGGGGAAAGCUUCGUUUUAAGACAUUUCUUUGGAGAUAUUGAGCCUGCAAUUCCUGAGAUAUCUCUUCUCUCUUCCCUUGCCCACCCUAAUAUUCUGCAAUUCCUUUGUGGGUUCUCUGAUGAAGAAAAGAAAGAGUGUUUCCUAGUUAUGGAGCUGAUGAACAAGGACCUCAUCACUUGCAUCAAAGAGCUUUGUAGCCCACGGAGAAAGGUUCCAUUUUCCCUACCUGUAGCGGUCGAUCUAAUGCUUCAGAUUGCUAGAGGGAUGGAGUAUCUCCACUCCCACAAGAUAUACCAUGGAGAUUUAAAUCCAUACAACGUCCUUGUUCGACCAAGGAAUUCCCCUGAUGGAUACCUGCAUGCUAAAAUCUCAGGAUUUGGCCUAUCCUCCAUUAUGAACUCCACCCCUCGAACUUCCUCAAAUCAAAAUGAGGCACCAUUCAUCUGGUACGCCCCAGAGGUUCUAUUGGAGCAAGAACAGCCAGUGACUACUUCCAGUUCCAAGUACACAGAGAAGGCCGAUAUUUACAGCUUUGGUAUGAUUUGCUUUGAGCUCUUGUCAGGGAAGGUCCCAUUUGAGGAUGGGCAUCUCCAGGGAGACAAGAUGAGCCGAAAUAUUAGGGCAGGGGAGAGGCCACUCUUCCCAUUCCAUUCACCAAAAUACCUCACCAACUUGACCAAGAAAUGUUGGCACACUGACCCAACUCAACGUCCAAGUUUCUCAUCCAUCUGUAGGAUCCUCCGCUACAUCAAGCGGUUCCUGGUGCUGAACCCAGACCAUAGCCAGCCUGACCCUCCAAUGCCGCUCGUUGAUUUCUGUGAUAUUGAGGCUUGGUUCUCCAAGAAGUUUGCUGCAGAAGGGAAUCCCAACCCAACACCAGUAUCACACAUCCCAUUCGAGAUGUUCUCUUAUCGGGUUAUGGAGAAGGAGAGGAUCAGUGUGAAUUUUAAAGACAGGAGUUCAGAAUCAGGCAGUGAUGGCAAUUCUGUUUGCGGGGAUGACAAUGCAGCUCUGGUGGAUGAUCCAUUCCCGGCAGUAACCGAGAAAAAAAUUCCAGUUUGUUCUGAGUAUACCAACAAGAAAUCCUCGUUGGCAAGGAAGAAUAUUACAGAUGUAAGGACCAACAAACAACCAGGAACACCGAAAGGACGAGCACUAAGACCCCCACAAUUGACCCAAUGCGGUCGCUGUUUGAGGAUGAAUUCUGAGAGCCAUAUUUCCGUGGUGAUGAGCCCAAGCAGGCGGAGAGGAUCUGGUCAUGCCUCGGAUUCUGAGUUAGCUUAGGUCUAUACACAGCACCUCCUCCCCCUACAGAACAUCCCAACACAAGGUGGUAGUUCGCCGAAGUCCAUAUGGUGCUUCUUGCAAGCUUGGCUGCUAACUUCUAUAUUUCUGUCAAAACGCUCAUGUCAUACUACUAGAGUACUGUACAGGAAAGAGGAAGAAGGGAUUUUCUUUUGCAAGGCCUAGAUUCUGGGAUAUUUUGCACCUAAUGAUGGACAACUGUUUUUUAUUUUUUAUAUUUUUUAACAUAAACAGGGAGGAGCCACUACUCAAAGUUUGAAAUUG
Molecule: messenger RNA, 2526 nt
Organism: Telopea speciosissima
Lineage: Eukaryota; Viridiplantae; Streptophyta; Magnoliopsida; Proteales; Proteaceae
Product: mitogen-activated protein kinase kinase kinase 7-like
Exons: 2
Coding region: 184-2241 (685 amino acids)
Biological process (GO): protein phosphorylation
Molecular function (GO): ATP binding; protein kinase activity
Source: RefSeq, a predicted model, not a curated record